AUGGCCCGGUUUGGUGACGAUGUCCCCGGGCUUUUGGGACCGGGAGACGGGGGAUCGGAGCGCAACAGGAACCGCGAUGGAGCGGCGGUGUCCACAGGUGGAAUCUCACCAGCCUUCAAGCAGACCAAAGCCCAGCGAGCCCGCACCAUGGCCCUGUACAACCCCAUUCCCGUCAGGCAGAACUGCUUUACCGUAAACAGAUCGCUGUUCAUCUUCGGCGAGGACAACGUUGUUCGUAAAUACGCCAAGAAGAUCAUUGAGUGGCCUCCGUUUGAGUACAUGAUCCUGGCCACCAUCAUCGCCAACUGCAUAGUGCUAGCGCUGGAGCAGCACCUCCCUGGAGAUGACAAGACACCCAUGUCGAAGAGACUGGAGAAAACGGAGCCCUACUUCAUCGGGAUGUUUUGUUUCGAGGCGGGAAUUAAAGUAGUAGCGCUGGGAUUUGUAUUCCACAAGGGCUCCUACCUGAGGAACGGCUGGAACGUCAUGGACUUCAUAGUCGUCCUCAGCGGGAUCCUGGCCACAGCUGGUGCACACAUGAACAUUCCGGUGGACUUGCGGACUCUGAGGGCAGUUCGGGUGCUCCGGCCACUCAAGCUGGUCUCUGGGAUUCCCAGCCUGCAGAUCGUGCUGAAGUCCAUCAUGAAGGCCAUGGUGCCGCUGCUGCAGAUCGGCCUGCUGCUCUUCUUCGCCAUCCUCAUGUUCGCCAUCAUCGGCCUGGAGUUCUACAGCGGCAAGCUGCACAGCACCUGCAUGGCUCUGCCCACCAUUCUGGACAACGAGACCCUGGACAUCUCUGACGUGGAGUAUCCCUGCGGCUUCCGGCAGUGCCCCAGCGGUUACAACUGCAGCGAGUACGCCUGGAUCGGCCCCAACGACGGGAUCACCCAGUUCGACAACAUCCUGUUCGCCCUCCUCACUGUAUUCCAGUGCAUCACCAUGGAAGGCUGGACCACAGUACUUUACAAUACCAAUGAUUCCUUAAACCCCACGUGGAAUUGGCUCUACUUCAUCCCUCUCAUCAUCAUUGGCUCCUUCUUCGUGCUCAACCUGGUCCUGGGAGUGCUGUCAGGGGAGUUUGCGAAGGAGAGGGAGCGGGUGGAGAACCGGCGGGCCUUCAUGAAGCUGCGGCGUCAGCAGCAGAUCGAGAGGGAGCUCAACGGCUACCGCGCCUGGAUCGACCGCGCAGAGGAGGUAAUGCUGGCCGAAGAGAGUAAAAACUCAGGGCCUUCUGCUCUGGAUGUGCUGAAGAGAGCCACCAUCAAGAAGAGAGGAGAGGCUAUUCACCGGCGGCCAGGGGACGAACAGUACACAGACAUCUCCUCCAUGGGUAUGCCCCUGAACAGAGCCAGCAUCCGGAGCGCCAGGCGCGGCCCCACCGCCUACUUCCGCCGCAAGGAGCGCAUGCUUCGCAUCUCGGUGCGCCGCAUGGUGAAGACGCACACCUUCUACUGGACCGUGCUGGGCCUGGUGGCCCUCAACACGCUCUGCGUGGCCAUCGUCCACCACGACCAGCCAGAGUGGCUCUCCAUCUUCCUCUACUAUGCAGAGUUCCUGUUCCUGGGCCUGUUCCUCAUGGAGAUGUUUUUGAAGAUGUACGGCCUGGGACCGCGCCUCUACUUCCACUCCUCCUUCAACUGCUUUGAUUGCGGAGUGAUCGUGGGGAGCAUCUUGGAGGUGCUCUGGGGUUUCUUCAGGCCCGGCAUGUCCUUCGGAAUCAGCGUCCUCAGAGCCCUGCGCCUGCUGAGGAUCUUCAAGAUCACCAAGUACUGGGCAUCUCUGCGGAACCUGGUGGUGUCCCUGAUGAACUCCAUGAAGUCCAUCAUCAGUCUGCUCUUCCUCCUCUUCCUCUUUAUCGUGGUCUUUGCCCUGCUGGGAAUGCAGCUCUUUGGUGGAAGGUUCACCUUCGAGGACUUCACGCCCACCAACUUCGAUACUUUCCCAGCCGCCAUCAUGACUGUCUUUCAGAUCCUCACAGGAGAGGACUGGAACGAGGUGAUGUAUGACGGGAUCCGCUCUCAGGGCGGAGUGAGGUCCGGCAUGUGGUCGUCCAUCUACUUCAUCGUCCUCACUCUGUUUGGGAACUAUACACUCCUCAAUGUAUUUUUGGCCAUUGCUGUGGACAAUCUGGCCAAUGCUCAAGAACUCACCAAGGAUGAAGAGGAGGAAGAGGCGGCAUUCAACCAGAAGCACGCCCUGCAGAAGGCCAAGGAAGUGGGGCCCAUGUCGUCCAUCAUGUCCUCAGAGCGCGAGCGGCGGCGGCGCUUGACCAUGUCGGUGUGGGAGCAGCGCACCAGCCAGCUGCGCCGCCACCGCCAGAUGUCCAGCCGCGAGGUCCUGUACAGCGGCAAGCCCGGCGAGGAGAACAACCACCAGGAGCUCCACCGCAAUGCCACGCUCUCCCCGACCGACGGCGGCUCGUGCCGGCUGCCCAAUCCUGUCAUCGCCCCCCUGGUGGCGGCGGCGGCAGCAGGCGCGGUGCCCGGGGAUGCCGCCGCCUCCACCGGAACAGGCACGGCUGCCACCCUGGCCAUGGAGCUGACGCUGGGGGAGAACCCGCUGACGCUGCCCGACCCACCGCUGAGCCUGCCGGAACCGCCGCUGCCCAUGGACCUCCCGCUGGCCGAGUCGCCGCCGGUAGCCGAGCUGCCCAGUCCCGAGGGGGCCUCCACGCCCGAGGCCAAGCCGCAGGCCGCGCCGGACGCCAAGCAGGGCAUCGCCAACCACUACCACCACGGGCUGGGCGCGCGGCGGGCGCACGCGGGCGAGCGGAGGCAGAGGGUGGCGCGGAAGAUCCGCUCGCCGGCGGGGGACACGCUCACGCCGGACAUGGGCGCGGUGAGGACCCGCAGGCCCCGGCAGUGCGCCGAGGGAAGGAACGGGCGGGAGGAGGAGCGCAGCCGCUCGGUCAGCCGGGAGAGAGCAGCGCCGGACGUGGCCGAGCAGGGGAAGGAGAACCACGAGGGAGGCACUGGUCAGAGAGAACCAUCCGGAAACGAGCAGAGCAGGCACAAUGACCCAGAAUUCUCUGCCUUUCCUGACCUCUUGUCCACCACGCCCGAGUCGAGUUCGCCCCGCGCCAGGAGGAGGGAGGAGCUCUCCCAAGACGACCCCGCGACGCUACAGCUCUCGGCUGACCUAGGGGCUGACCCCUCGGACGGCCUCAAGGGCAGCGGAGAGGGCGAUGGCAACGCCGACCCCUCCAGCCUGUGCCAGGACAAGUCCCCGCUCAGCAGCACCAUAGUCAUCGAGGUGACGGACGUGCAGACGUCCGCUCUGGAGCUGACCUCCAUGGGUGUCCGGUUGUGUGCUUCUGCAGGUAACACCAAAGACGUGGAGGCUGCAGUGAAGUCGGAGAAGGAGGAGGAAGAGGAGGCCAGUAAUCCACCCAAAGACAUCCCGUCCAACAGCAUGUUUAUCUUCAAACCCAACAACCCUGUCCGCAGGGCCUGUCACUACAUUGUCAACCUGCGUUACUUUGAGAUGUCCAUCCUGCUUGUGAUCGCCGCCAGCAGCAUCGCCCUGGCCGCCGAGGACCCCGUAGCCACCGACUCGGACUGGAACAAAGUUUUGCGAUACUUUGAUUAUGUCUUCACGGGGGUGUUCACCUUCGAAAUGAUCAUAAAGAUGAUUGAUCAAGGUCUGAUUCUCCAUGAUGGCUCGUACUUUCGGGACCUAUGGAACAUUCUGGACUUCAUCGUAGUGAUCGGAGCUCUAGUGGCCUUUGCGCUCACGAAUGUGAUGGGGAAUAAUAAGGGAAGGGAUAUAAAGACCAUCAAGUCACUGCGUGUGCUUCGAGUCCUGAGACCUUUGAAGACCAUCAAGAGACUUCCCAAGCUAAAGGCAGUUUUUGACUGUGUGGUCAACUCUCUGAAGAACGUUUUCAACAUCCUCAUCGUCUACAAGCUCUUCAUGUUCAUCUUUGCCGUCAUAGCUGUGCAGCUUUUCAAAGGGAAGUUUUUCUACUGCACAGACAGCUCCAAGGACACGCAGACGGACUGCAAGGGAUAUUACAUCGACUACGAGAAAGACAAGAAGGAGGUGAAGAAGAGGGAGUGGAAGAGGCACGACUUUCACUACGACAACGUGGUGUGGGCCCUGCUGACCCUCUUCACCGUCUCCACGGGCGAAGGCUGGCCGCAGGUUCUGCAGCACUCGGUGGACGUGACCGAGGAGGAUCGCGGUCCCAGCCGAGGGAACCGGAUGGAGAUGUCCAUCUUCUACGUGGUCUACUUUGUGGUCUUCCCCUUCUUCUUUGUGAACAUCUUCGUGGCCCUCAUCAUCAUCACCUUCCAGGAGCAGGGCGACAAGAUGAUGGAGGAGUGCAGCCUGGAGAAGAACGAGAGGGCCUGCAUCGACUUUGCCAUCGGCGCCAAACCACUGACCCGCUACAUGCCCCAGAACAGGCAGACCUUCCAGUACCGGGUGUGGCACUUUGUGGUGUCACCCUCGUUUGAGUACACAGUGCUGGCCAUGAUCGCCCUCAACACCAUAGUCCUCAUGAUGAAGUAUUACUCGGCCCCGCCAGCAUAUGACACGGUGCUGAAGCACCUGAACACUGCCUUCACUGUGCUCUUCUCCGUGGAGUGUGUGCUCAAGAUCAUGGCGUUUGGCUUCCUGAACUACUUUCGCGAUACAUGGAAUAUAUUUGACUUCAUUACCGUCCUUGGCAGCAUUACUGAAAUUAUAAUGGUGGACAUGCAGUCAACAUCCGUCAACAUGAGCUUUCUGAAGCUCUUCAGAGCAGCUCGGCUUAUUAAGUUGCUCAGACAAGGCUACACCAUACGAAUUCUACUCUGGACAUUUGUACAGUCCUUUAAGGCUCUACCUUAUGUGUGUCUGCUCAUUGCCAUGCUGUUCUUCAUAUACGCCAUCAUUGGAAUGCAGGUCUUUGGAAAUAUAAAGCUGGACGAGACGUCUCACAUCAACCAGCACAACAACUUCAAGACGUUCUUUGGAGCCCUCAUGCUUCUCUUCAGGAGCGCCACGGGGGAGUCGUGGCAGGAGAUCAUGCUGUCCUGUCUGGGGGGGAAGGACUGUGAGCAGGACCCCCUUAACAAAGGAGGCUGCGGCACAGACUUCGCCUACUUCUACUUUGUCUCCUUCAUCUUCUUCAGCUCAUUCCUGAUGCUGAACCUGUUUGUGGCGGUCAUCAUGGAUAACUUUGAGUACCUCACAAGAGACUCGUCCAUCCUGGGCCCUCAUCACCUGGAUGAGUUUGUGCGCAUCUGGGGGGAGUAUGACCGAGCCGCAUGUGGCCGCAUUCAUUACACUGACAUGUACGAGAUGCUGACGCACAUGUCUCCUCCUCUUGGCCUGGGCAAGAAAUGUCCUUCCAAAGUUGCUUAUAAGAGGCUGGUGCUGAUGAACAUGCCUGUGGACGACGAGAUGUCCGUCCACUUCACCUCCACCCUCAUGGCCCUGAUCCGCACGGCGCUGGAGGUCAAGAUCGCCCGAGGGGGAGAGGACAGAGGCCAGAUGGACAUGGAUCUGCAGAAGGAGAUCAGUGUGAUUUGGCCACAUCUCUCCCAGAAGGCUUUGGACCUGCUGGUGCCUAUUCAUAAAGCCAGUGACAUGACUAUUGGCAAGAUCUAUGCAGCCAUGAUGAUAAUGGACUACUACAAACAGAGUAAAGCCAAGAAGCUGAGACAGCAGCUGGAGGAGCAGAAACACGCCCCCAUGUUCCAGCGCAUGGACGCCUCGUCUCUGCCUCAGGACAUUCUCAGCAAUGCCAAAGCCCUGCCCUUCCUUGCUCACAGCACUGGCUCUGCCCUGACCAGGGGCGGAUUUGGGGCCUUGAGUCCCAUUUCUCCCCAGGAGUUGUUCAUGCCGCCCAUGACAUGCCACGACGUGGAGGAGCAGGAAGAGACAUACCACCACCACUACCACGGCCACCACCUGCACACGAUGGUGCCGGAGAGCAAAGACUUUAAUCCCAUCCUUUGCCCCACUAACAGGCAGGGCUCGCCGCUCGAGGUGCCUGGCCGGGCAGUGUCCAUCCGGGCCUCCUCGAUGCCGCGGCUGGCCAUAGAACCACAGGUGUCCACUGAGAGUACUCUGAUGAAGCGCUCUUUCUCCACUAUCGGAGACCAGUGUGUGAAUGACCUGUGGCAGGAGGAGUACUCUCUGGAGAGGAUCAGCCCUGACCAGCUCCAAAGGCCACGCCAGCGCAGCUUCAGAGCCAUCAGGUCUAACCACAGAGAGCCGCUGGACAAGGAGAGGGGACGUUCCAAAGAGCGCCGCCACCUCCUCUCGCCGGACGUGUCCCGCUGCAAUUCCGAGGAGCGCAGCCAGCACCCGUCACGGGAGCGCAAGCAGUCCCGCUCACCCAGCGAAGGACGGGCACGUUCUCCACUGAAACAGGGGAUCAACUCUGUGAGCCCCAACCCGUCCAACUCAGAGAACAGCACCCCCCGUGGUCGCCGGCAGCUCCCCCAGACGCCCUCCCGGCCUCGGCCGCACAUCUCCUACUCCCCCCUGGUGUGCCGAGCGCAGCUUCCCCCUCUGGCCUCUGCCGAGGCGCACCCCAGGACUCAGACAGAGGCCGCCGAGGCCGAGGAGCCGAGGCCGGGCGCGGGGCUGGCGGGGGGCAGUGUGGGGCUCGGACCCGCCCUGGGGCCCUCGGCGGGGCUCCCGAGUCUCGGCGCUCCAGUGGUGUCGGCGGCAGCAGCCCUCCACUUGUCCCCCCAGCGCUACAUCUCAGAGCCAUACCUGGCCCUCCACGAGGAGCUCCACAGCCUGGAGGGGGCGAGCGCGGAGGAGACUCUCACCUUCGAGGCGGCCAUGGCCACCAGCCUGGGCCGCGCCAACACCAUCAGCUCGGCGCCGCAGCUGCGCCACUCCUGGCAGGUGCCCAACGGCCACUUCCGCAAGCGCCUCGGCCAGGCGUCCUCGAGCGCCGCCUGCGACCUGCUGAGCGACACCGACGAGGACGACCGCUGCUAGGACCCCCCGCGCGGAGGGGGGGAAGGACGGAGUGUAUGCAUGUUCGCCCCGGAGGACUGAGGGACAGGUGAACCCUAAAAAGAGAGAGAGGAUAGAGGACUAAAAAAGAGAGAGAGAGAGAACGAAACACAGAAAUAAAGACGAGAAGAAGGAGAGGCCAGAAGUAAGAGCUCGGGUCAUAGGUAGCUAGACUUCAACCACGUGUUUCAACAUGUUCUGUGUUCUGUGUGUGGGAACUGAGCUUCACUUGCCAAAAUUGCAAACAAAAAUCUGAUCUGCAGGCGAGUGUGAGGCAAGCAUAGGCCUCGGUCUUGCUGAUCAGAGAUAGGGCUGGGCAGUAUAUCACAUUAAUCAGAUUGAUUCAAGUUCAGAUUAAAGAAGAUCUAUGUGAAUAAUCAGCUGCCUCUCAGACACCAGCAGCAGAACUUGUCUGGAG
Molecule: messenger RNA, 7381 nt
Organism: Sardina pilchardus (European sardine)
Lineage: Eukaryota; Metazoa; Chordata; Actinopteri; Clupeiformes; Clupeidae
Gene: cacna1ea
Product: voltage-dependent R-type calcium channel subunit alpha-1E
Exons: 48
Coding region: 1-6945 (2314 amino acids)
Biological process (GO): chemical synaptic transmission; calcium ion import across plasma membrane
Cellular component (GO): membrane; neuronal cell body; voltage-gated calcium channel complex
Molecular function (GO): high voltage-gated calcium channel activity
Source: RefSeq, a predicted model, not a curated record